Molecule: messenger RNA, 1756 nt
Organism: Zea mays
Lineage: Eukaryota; Viridiplantae; Streptophyta; Magnoliopsida; Poales; Poaceae
Exons: 11
Coding region: 372-1520 (382 amino acids)
Biological process (GO): lipid metabolic process
Source: RefSeq, a predicted model, not a curated record
UCAAUUCCUCGUUGCGGUUCGCGGGUCCUGGAAGCAGGAAUCAUCAAGACGCUCCGCGCGCCAUUACAGUCUGACAGCGACCCCACAGGCUCGUCCUCCGUAAGUCCGUCCUCCUGUCGCUGUCCCGCUCAUGAACCGGGCAACAACUACGGAGCGAGCGGACGAGGAGAUGCUGUUUCGAUUUUCCACUUCCUCUUCCUCUACCUCUACCUCGGGGUAACUUGUAGAACUCAAUUUCACCCUUGCGUUCCGUCCCUUUCCUAUGUUCCUCCAGCGGUCCAGCCUAGUAGUUUCUUGCUCUGCAAUUCGCCAGUUUUGGGCUCCUGAUCGAUCGAAUCGUCGUCCUGGUGGCUCCCAUACAGCCGGACCGCAUGGCUGGGCAGCGCUGGGUCGGUAAAGUGGCGGCUGCUGCUGUUGUGGCGCUCUUGCUCCUGUCGACCGCUCUUCCCGGAGGAGCACGGAGAGAACCCGAUGUCAACAACAAUGGACGGAGUUUUGUUUUUAACUAUACUCUGACCAAAGCUGUUGUGGAAUAUGCUGCAGCUGUAUAUAUGACAGAUCUGACGGCUCUAUACACAUGGACAUGCUCAAGAUGCAAUGACUUGACUCGAGGCUUUGAGAUGACUUGUAUAAUUGUUGAUGUCCAGAAUUGCUUGCAGGCAUUCGUCGGUGUUGAUCACAAUCUCAAUGCUAUCAUUGUUUCCAUCAGGGGGACUCAAGAGAACAGCAUACAGAAUUGGAUUAAGGACCUGAUAUGGAAGCAGGUUAAACUUAAUUAUCCAAACAUGCCCAAUGCUAAGGUCCACAUUGGGUUUUACUCUUCUUACAAUAAUACAGUUUUACGUCCAGCCAUCACGAAUGCUGUUCGCAAGGCAAGGAAGCUACAUGGACACAGUGACGUAAUUGUAACAGGGCAUUCGAUGGGUGGAGCACUAGCUUCUUUUUGUGCCCUUGAUCUUGCAAUGAGCUUUGGAAGUAACAAUGUUCAUCUGAUGACUUUUGGGCAACCACGCGUUGGCAAUGCUGCAUUUGCCUCCUACUUUGCCCAGUAUGUGCCAUACACAGUCCGAAUGACACAUGAACGUGAUAUUGUACCUCAUCUGCCGCCUUAUUUCUUCUUCCUCCCAAAACUGACAUACAAGCACUUCCCCAGAGAGUUGAACCCGAUGGCUAUUUGCUUGGCGGCAUGUGGAUUUGAGUGCACCGAUUGCUUCCGAAAUGAUACGAGCAUCCUCAUAGUGUGGGAACAUGAAGUCGAUGGCAACACAACCUAUCAAGUCUGUGAUGGCAGCGGUGAAGACCCAAACUGUUGCAGGAGUGUGUUUGCGCUGUUCUGGAGCGCUUCUGACCAUUUGACCUACAUGGGAGUUGAGAUAGCGGCCGACGACUGGAGCACCUGCAGGAUCGUCCUUGGGCGAGGCGUCGAGCAGCUCAAAGGGAGUCUUCCCAACAACAUUGUUACGUCCGGACGCUCCGUCGACGUUGUCAUCGCAGACGAUGAUACACUUCAGAUUGAUUGACGCAGUUCAGGGUAGUCGUUGGUAGUCAUGCAUAUAGCUAGAAGAUAAGCUGUUGGCUGUUGGUGCAUGCUUCAGAGCAAAUCAAAGGGCUUUCUUCCUUUAAUCCUUUUUUUUUGCUUCGUGUGGUUCUUUCAGCCAUAUGUACUAUGCAGCUUGUGAAUGUAAAGCUGUACGGAAGGUGACAUGUUUCUAGCUUCGUAUAUAGUUGGAGCUCAAUACAGCCAACCUGGUACUCA